CAUGCAUACCCCGGUCCACCCCCUGAUUUGCUCUCCCACCGAAGCGCAACAACUGGACGCCACUCUACCGUCGGCCAUCAUACUUUCAAGUGACCAAAGAGUUUUUGUACAUCGAUUACUCUGCUCGUUUCUUUUUUUGGUUUAUGGGAUCAUCAGGAAUUCGAAACAAGGCAUUGGGUGUUCAUUUUGCGGUCAAUGUCGAUAUGUACACACAAACAUAUCUUGUCAUUCACGCUCAAAAUAUUCAUUGAUGUCCAGCAUUUAUGUCACAUCAAUAUUGCAGACGGAAGACGAAGACCAAAUAAACGACAUUGCCUUCUCACCGGACUGACUUAUUAACGAUUAGAUGCGGAUUCUGAUCAUUUUUAUUUUUUUUUCUUUUGUCACUUAUGAACUCGCACCCAUCGCUCACCUCGGCUUUUACCAACACUUAGAGUCCGAAGCUGAACCACAGAUCUCAUCGCCAGCUCCUCAGGCGGUCAAGUCGCCGGUGCCCAUCAGAGAGAAAACCCCCUCAACCUCAUCAAAAAUCGGGCGCAUACUCAAAAGGAAGAAGACGGACGCGUCAAGUCCACCCCCAUCGCCACCUUCUACAAGAAAACCGACGCAGGAAAAGUCAUGGCUCAAUUCAUCUCUGGCCUCCAAGGCUACUAUGUCAUUUGAUGUUGCUACCCUGGACCUUGACGAGACAAAGGCAUCAUCCAAGAAGCCCACGGACGACAACGAAGCCUACAACCAAAACCAAAAAAAAAGCGAUGAGAUUACUCAGUUGGAAAACAUGGAGUUCUGGGCCGAUUUCACAAAAGAUGACCAGACUGGCAAGACCUCAAUUCCUACAUCAUCAAGGGACGGAGGCGCUAAGAAACCGGAUCCUACAUGGGAGCAGUUCCAGAGAGAUAUGAAAGCAAAGAAAGAGAAGGAGCAGCUGCUGCACGAGGAGCAAGUUCGUAAAGAGCGUGAGGCACGAGAAGAAAAUGAACGUCGAAGACAGGAGGAGCGUCAGCGCCAAGAAGCCGAGAAAGAGCGCAAGAGGGAAAUUGCUAGGGAAGCGUUCUUGAGGGAGAAAAAGAAGCUGGAGGAGAUCCAAGAGAAGCGGAAGGAGAAUAGGGAGAGAUUACGUGAACUUCGAGAUAGCGCCCAACCGCUAUGCGAUCAUUUCUUGGUCAUGCACGACUUUGAGCAAUCGUUGCACAAAUGGUAUCGUAAGGACAUGCGAGCACACGAGGAAGAUGUGCGCCAGAGGGGUACGGUCGCCAGGGACGCUCUCGCACAGUUCCGCAUGCAGUCCUACCAAGAAUCGUCUGCGCCUAUGGUCGGUUCACCUGGAGCUGCAUACGGGGCAAGACAGGCGCUGCCAAUGUCAUCGCCUCACCCAUGGUCGCCAUCGCCUUUGCAGCCCCCGCCCCCUGCGCACUCGCCUCCCUUCCAGGCACCACCGCCACCACCGCCGCCUCCACCGCCGCCAUCGUACUCUCCGCCACCACCACCGCCCCCACCUCCACCGCCACCCGCUCCAUCGCUCCCGACGAGCGGCACGCAUGCCAAUGGCAGCAUGACCUACGGUGAGGAUGACGAUAUGGUCAUAGAGGAUGAUUAA
Messenger RNA from Gamsiella multidivaricata, 1597 nucleotides. RefSeq lists its product as uncharacterized. Lineage: Eukaryota; Fungi; Mortierellomycota; Mortierellomycetes; Mortierellales; Mortierellaceae. Bases 347 to 1597 code for a protein of 416 amino acids. The record is from RefSeq and is a predicted model, not a curated record. The transcript is spliced from 5 exons.